AUGACAAGGAAGAAUUGGCACCUCCUAACACCACUACAAACUCGUCGGCUAAACGGUGCAUUGAACAGAAUGCCUGUGAACUUCUAUGAUCGUGUGUGGACUAUUCUAUCCAGAUCAAGAGAGGGCAUUGUCAUUGCAUCGCAGUUCCUCCCACAGGUAAUUAGUUAG
Messenger RNA from Cooperia oncophora, 168 nucleotides. NCBI's taxonomy places the organism in Eukaryota, Metazoa, Nematoda, Chromadorea, Rhabditida, Trichostrongylidae. The record is from the annotation of a GenBank genome assembly.